Dicrocoelium dendriticum is the source of this 485-nucleotide messenger RNA. The record is from the annotation of a GenBank genome assembly. Lineage: Eukaryota; Metazoa; Platyhelminthes; Trematoda; Plagiorchiida; Dicrocoeliidae.
AUGAGUCGGCCGGCUGCAUCCCACACUCCAAUAAUUGCCAUCGUACUCCUGGCUUUGUUGUGGAUGGAACCAACGGAAGAGCUAAAAGUAAAAGGGUGUUUGACAAUGGUCGGGGAGAUCGUAAAGCACUGCUACAUUGGACCAAAGAUGCCUAAAGACUGUUCAAAAAAGAAAGGUCUUACGAAUUUACUGAAACCGAAGAAAAAGAAGAAAAACCAAGAUAGCGCCAAACUCCUCAAUGUGUUGGACGGUUUGUGCAACAAGUGUAAGGGGUGCAAGAAAGAUGCCAAAUCGUGUGCGAUCACACGGCUCAGCGUUGGGUCUCUCAAGCAGUGUGACUUGGCCCAGCAAUUGUUGAAGGGACUGAGAAGAAAGAAAUGAUCAGAAAACACUCUGAUUUACUUCAUAUUUCCUUCUUCGCAUUUUGUAUUCUGUGCUCUUUAUUGCCUGUGUUAAUUUACUGUGCGAAUAUAUUUAACAAGAUA